AUUGUAUUGCUUCAUUCACAUGUUCAUAUUAUCUAUAUGUGUGUACACACGAUUUCUGUAUGUCACAAGAUAUCUUUAAUCGAUGAGCCUUGAUAAGCCUUGGUUAUCGACAUUUCAAUUUGUUCUUUGUUACUUCCUGGCUCAGUAAAAAAGGCAUAAAGACGGGCUCCUCAACUCAUACUAAGGAGGACCAGCGGUAUGUGAUAAGUGGAGUCUGUGUAACGAGGCUUUAUCGAUAUGGGAGCUUGUGCAGGAGUUAGCAGCUUUUUCCUUGUCAUCGUCAACACCAUCUUCUCGCUGGUUGGGAUAACUUUAGUGGUCGUUGGAUCUAUUGUAAGAUGGGGUGACGAGUUCAUGAACAAUAUUCUACAGGAUUCCUACAGUAAACUCACAUCCGCUCUACAGGAAGCCGGAGUAAACAACGUAAACUUAAACGACUUCAAUAUCGCCGACUUCGUUGGAGAUGCCACACUGGCCUUUAUCAUUCUGGGCGACUUUUUCUUUAUCCUUGGUAUCAUUGGUUGUGUAGGAGCUUGUUGCAAAUUCAAACGAAUUCUUGUAGUCUAUGUAAUUUUCCUUGUUAUUUUGCUGCUGGCAGAAGUAACCUUCAUCAUAUUGAUAUUUGCUGUUCGCAGUGAGGUUGACAACUGGUUUAAGAAACCUUUCCAAAAGGCGAUAAAGGAUGAUUACAAGGGGAUUAAUGCAAGUGAUUCUAUCUCCUUGGCAAUAAACUUUGUUUCUGUAGAGUUCAAGUGUUGCGGAGUAGACAGCUACAGAGACUUUAAUUCAUCCAAUCUUUGGAGAAAUGAGACUGGGAAAAUUGCGAACAAUCCUCAAAUUCCAGUGGUCUGUUGCAAAAUCCGAAAUAGCGUUGAUACAUGCGUACUUAAUCCAAACCAAAAUAAUUCCUAUUCUGAGCAGGGCUGCUAUGGUGCAAUAGACAACUGGUUGAAGGACAACCAAAUCAUCUUGAUUGGUGUUGGAGGUGGUGUUCUGGCAGUUGAGAUAAUGUUGAUGAUUUUUGCUUUGGUUGUGUGUAAAUCAAAUGGAAAGACUGAAGAAGAUGAUGAUUGAGGUACUGACCACGUGUAAGGAGUCGUGUGAUGUAUUAGAGCUACUGACCACGGCGCAAGACUAUUGGAUAUAUCAAUACUAACGAACUGGGAAAAUCUACAAACUACACACUGACAAUCACAUCAUUUUGUUCUGUGUUUAAUGCUAUUUAUGAUUGUUUUUAUUCAGUAACCUUUUACAUUUAUGUCAUACAUUGUAUAUAUUGUCAUUUUACAAAUGACCAACAAGUACAAUACGUGUUUGUGUUGUAUGCAAGCUUAUGUACCAUACUAACAUAUUAAACGUGCAAAUGUUUGAUUGAAA
Molecule: messenger RNA, 1377 nt
Organism: Ostrea edulis (European flat oyster)
Lineage: Eukaryota; Metazoa; Mollusca; Bivalvia; Ostreida; Ostreidae
Product: tetraspanin-18-like
Exons: 8
Coding region: 238-1074 (278 amino acids)
Cellular component (GO): membrane
Source: RefSeq, a predicted model, not a curated record